Juglans regia (Persian walnut) is the source of this 978-nucleotide messenger RNA. RefSeq names its product protein FAR1-RELATED SEQUENCE 1-like. The transcript has 2 exons. Gene Ontology annotation, molecular function: zinc ion binding. Gene Ontology annotation, biological process: regulation of DNA-templated transcription. NCBI's taxonomy places the organism in Eukaryota, Viridiplantae, Streptophyta, Magnoliopsida, Fagales, Juglandaceae. The record is from RefSeq and is a predicted model, not a curated record. Bases 1 to 978 code for a protein of 325 amino acids.
AUGAUAACUGACCAAGAUCGGGCAAUGAAGAGUGCUAUUGCCAUUGUAUUCCCCGAAACUCGUCACAGAUAUUUUUUAUGGCAUAUAAUGUGCAAACUUCCAGAGAAGUUAGGAUCUCAUGCGCAAUUCAAUGCGAGGUUAAAGACUGAUCUUCAGACUGCAUUAUAUGACUCACAGAACAGCGGUGAAUUUGAGGAGAGCUGGGGUCAAGCUGGAAUGAGCACAACACAAAGGUCGGAAAGCUUGAAUGUAUUUUUCGAUGGGUAUGUCCAUUCUGGUACCACGUUGAAGGAAUUCGUCGACCAAUUUGAUAAUGCUCUUAGAAAGCAGGUGGAGGUAAAGACAAUGGCUUAUUUCAAUUCUAGCAACCAAACUAUUCCCUACGUGUCCCAUUUUAAUAUUGAGAAGCAGUUUCAAAGGUUAUAUACAAAUGCAAAGUUCAAAGAUAUCCAAAGAGAGUUGCUGGGCCUAAUGUGUUGUAAUUGUUCCUUGGUAAGCACAGAAGGGUGCAUUUUAAAAUACGAUGUGUUGGAUGAAAUAUCUACUGAUGACCACAGCAAAACACUCCAUUUUUGUGUUUACUAUAACGAAGAGGAGGUGGAGGUCAAAUGCACGUGUGCACUGUUUCAGAUGAGGGGGAUUCUAUGUAGGCAUGCACUUAGAGUUUGCCAGUUGAAAAAGAUUAAUGUGCUGCUAGAUGUAUAUGUGUUGGAUCGUUGGAGAAAGGACUUAAAGAGGAGAUACACAUUACUCAGAAGUAGUUACGAUGACCAGUGGGACAGAGCAGACGCACGGAAUUAUGAGUGGGUGCUUAAAAGAUGUUCGAAAUUAGCGACCAAAAUAUCCUUAGAUAAUGAAAAAGUCAGUGCUUUCUUGCAUGUUGUUGAUGAGUUUGAGACAAAAUGUGAAGGUUCAACACUAGAGUCGGCAUAUGAACAAACGAAGGCCAAAGAAAAUGUCAUCUUGGAUAAAGGGUAA